AUGUCUCUCGAACCAACCAUAAAAACAUAUCAUUCAACCCUUCCCUCCCCUAUACCCAACUCACCUUCAUUCGUGUUCCACCUCACUAGACUGGUUGACACAUUGAUGAUAUGGGUAGGGACCGGAACACCAUCCGACUCAAACACAAAGGGAGAUGGGGGUGUGAUCGUGUCGGAGAAGAACUUGGCAAAUGAUUGGGCUGUCGCUAUGCCGUCUAGAGGGAACAUACCCGUUACUUCUACAUCGGUGUAUAGAGCUACAGCGAAUGAUCAUGCUUUGGGCAUGUCCCAGCGGUUGGCUCGUAAAUUCCCAAAUAAUCAGAUACACCUCUCUCUAUCUUUACCGUCAACGAUGACAUCCCAGAGCGGACCCAAUCUAGAUCCAUACGCUAGUAAACUGUUACUUGUGAUGGAGAAGAAGCUAGGUAGCUGGCUGAGUGAAGUACUGGAGGCUGAGAAGACUAGUGGAAUAUGA
This is a messenger RNA of Kwoniella botswanensis, 474 nucleotides long. RefSeq lists its product as uncharacterized. The transcript is spliced from 3 exons. The coding region runs from base 1 to 474 and encodes 157 amino acids. The record is from RefSeq and is a predicted model, not a curated record. NCBI's taxonomy places the organism in Eukaryota, Fungi, Basidiomycota, Tremellomycetes, Tremellales, Cryptococcaceae. Gene Ontology annotation, biological process: proteasome assembly.